AUAUAGUCAACGAGAAUCUCCGAAAUCUAAAUUUUGACGGUACUCAGAAGUUGUCACCACCGGAUCUCCAGCGCAGGGAUCCACGGUCACAACAGACGAGUUAAGGAGAGUGUGAUCCGGAAAGGAAGUGUAGCUGUGGACAUUGGCUUGUCUUCCCAUCAGCCCUGUGUUGUUGAGUGCAGGCAAAUUUACAGUCUCGGGUACUUUUGUCUCCUACAACUGAUAGAACUACUCUGUGGAAAUUGAAAUAAUUCACAGGCUCCUUCUUACUUUGUGCGAUAGCUACCUACUCGGAGGUGAUAAAAGUUACCGAAGCUUAGAUGAUUUUGCCGAAAUUCUAUUUGGCAUUCUUAAAAAUUCGAUAAGUUUCAAUAAAAUUCUUGGAUUCUUGCCGGCUUCUGGGAUCUGUUAAUUUUCGUGAAGGGAAAUUUUAAAGCCAACGCAUUUAGAAGGAGUUAGACUUUAAGAGUUAAGAUUUUGUGGCUCGCUGGUAUUAUUAUUAUUAUUAUUUUUGGUUGAUGGAAUUCCUGCAAUCCCCUUCAAAAGUUAAGAAAUUUACCAAACAUAGAUGGGUGUUGAUGAUUGGUGCUGUUAUUUUUCUCGUGAUGCUGCUGGUACUGGGUAUUUAUCUGGAACUAGAUCGCAGAAAAGCUAGGACUGUAUUCAAGGGGUCGUUUUACACCGUGGUCGUUGAUUGUGGAAGCACGGGAACGCGGGUGAAUGUAUACGAGUGGACUGUGGGUAGUGUAAGCGCUAUUGACUUGCCCGUUUUGUUGCAUUCUUAUCCUGAUAAUACAACACGGAGUUCCCUCUGGAAAAGCUCCUGUCAGUACCACUGCAUGCAAACUGAGCCAGGGCUGGACAAAUUUGUUAAUGAUUCAUUAGGUGUAAAAGAAUCUCUGGAGCCAUUGAUUACAUGGGCAGAGAAGCUGGUUCCACAUGAAAGGCAUAGAGACACCCCUAUUUUUGUUCUAGCAACUGCUGGGCUAAGGAGGCUGGCGAGUAGUGAUGCUGAGCAAGUUUUGGGAGAUGUGGAGGCUGUUGUGAAGGAUCACUCUUUUAUGUAUAGGAGGAGUUGGAUUAGAGUUCUGAGUGGAAGUGAAGAAGCAUAUUAUGGUUGGGUUGCUUUGAACUACAAAAUGGGGAGCUUUACUGAUUAUCCUAGGUCUCCCACCUUGGGACUUCUUGAUUUAGGUGGUUCUUCCUUGCAGAUUGUGAUGGAGGUAGGUGACACAAAUGAUGACAUACACACUUUGAGAUCGAAGCUCAAUUCAAUUGAACAUCAGAUUAUCGCAUACUCUUUGCCAGCAUUUGGCUUAAAUGAAGCAUUUGACAGGACUGUCUAUAUGCUCACAAAUAAUCAAAGUAGAGAGAAAACUGGGGUUAGCUUUGAAAUCAGACAUCCUUGUCUCAGAUCUAAUUUUUUGCAGAACUACACCUGCUAUUCUUGCACUGGUUAUCAGAAAAAUCAUAGUAAUCUCCAAAAAGAUGAGCUUUCUUCUUUGCGUGUUAUUGGAGAACCUGAUUGGGGACGGUGCAAAGAUCUUGCAAUUACUGCUGCUUUAAACUUGAGUGAUUUGAGUGCACCGCAUUCAACAUUUGGCUCUGGUACAUAUAAUUUAACAGCCGUUGCUCACCCAACAAGGCGCUUCCAUGCUUUAUCUGGUUUCUUUCUUGUGUACAACAAAUUAAAUUUGAGCCCAAGAUCCAACUUAACAAAGGUUUGGGAAUCAGGCAAGCACAUAUGCUCUACGUUAUGGGGUGGCUUGAGCAGUAUCUCUGACAGUCCAAAUUAUGCUGGACAAACUUGUUUCCGGGUGGCUUAUAUGGCAUCAUUAAUUGAAUAUGCUCUUCAUCUUGAUGAUGUAGAGAUAAUAUUUGGACCAGGUGAUGUUUCCUGGACGUUAGGUGCUGCAUUGGUUGAAGGAAAAUUCGUUCAGUUAAAUACUGCAGCCAGCAAAGUGCAGACCGUCAUUUCAACUCUAAAAAAUUUGGAGGUCAAGUCUUCGCCGACUUUUCUCUUCUCUAUGCUUUUAAUACUUUUAUUAAUUGUUUAUUGUAGUCAAAUUAAACUUCCUAUGCGAAGCAGGAAGGCUUCUGCUGCUGGCAUUUCUUUGCCAUCUUAUACUCAAGCGAGACAACUGUCUAAAUUCUAAUUAAUUUUUGCACGAGUGUUGGUCAAUGUGUUUAGUUAGUGUUCAUUAUUUCUUAUGUAUCUUUUGUGCACAAAUUUCUUUUGGGAGAGUACUAAUAUCAUAAAUAAUGUUGAUUAAAGCAACGCGGGCUAGUUGGCUGGCUCAUCAGUUUUGAAACCAUAGAAUGCCAGCCUCGAUCCCAAAAGUUUUGGUGCCAAUUGCGCAUAACAUAUGAUGCAAACUUCUUAUGA
This is a messenger RNA of Prosopis cineraria, 2386 nucleotides long. RefSeq names its product probable apyrase 7. NCBI's taxonomy places the organism in Eukaryota, Viridiplantae, Streptophyta, Magnoliopsida, Fabales, Fabaceae. Gene Ontology annotation, molecular function: nucleoside diphosphate phosphatase activity. The record is from RefSeq and is a predicted model, not a curated record. The transcript has 2 exons. Bases 519 to 2156 code for a protein of 545 amino acids. Gene Ontology annotation, cellular component: membrane. Gene Ontology annotation, biological process: nucleoside diphosphate catabolic process.